Molecule: messenger RNA, 1404 nt
Organism: Fonsecaea erecta
Lineage: Eukaryota; Fungi; Ascomycota; Eurotiomycetes; Chaetothyriales; Herpotrichiellaceae
Exons: 1
Coding region: 1-1404 (467 amino acids)
Cellular component (GO): TRAPP complex; Golgi apparatus
Molecular function (GO): protein binding
Source: RefSeq, a predicted model, not a curated record
AUGGCUUCCGCACAUCACAGCCGUAAGCACUCUAGUCGAGCAGCACUCCCUCGAAGAACUACCAAAGGCCCGCUGGAUGCACCAACAGAUCCUUUGACUGUAUCUGCGACGCCUGCAGUCUCUUCGCAGAGCCCUUCAGCACCGCUGUCCCCGAAAAAAGAAGUUGGCGACCCUGUAAGAACGUCUAUAACAGCCACCCAGCCACCGCUACCAGCACCGAGCGUCCAGCAACAGGAGUCUCAGACCCAAGACCUCCCCACAGCAGAAGAAAGAGACCUCUCCUUCCUCCUCGAUGCCUCAAUUUACCAUCCUCUUUCUCAGCUUGAAGUCCCUGGCCCUUUUCGGAAGCCAUUCGUCCUACCAACAAACGCAGAAACCCCCCUCAAAACCUCCGUGCAACAGUUAGAUUCACUCCUCUCUCAAUGCGACUUUCUGCGGGCCGCUCAGCUGUCAGGCUCUAUCUUGGUCUCCGGCACCGUGCGGCCCACCGAUUCAAAGUCUAUUUUUCACUUGCUCGAGAUCAGGUACUCUUGUCUCGAGCUCUCAGGGAAUCUGCUGUUUGCUGCACAGGAGGCGAAGGCGUUGGAGGAUCUGAGCUCAGGGUUUUACUAUGACGAGCCCAACUCGGAGAGAGGUGCAGAUGAUGAUUUAUCAGGCGGCCAGAAAGUACCGACCCACAUAAUGCCCUUUUCUCUACGCUUGCAGGCGCUCAGACUACAGAGCAUCGGCUUCUCGGAUCCAAGAAGAGGGGUCUCUACGCUUUAUGAUGUUGCGGUGGAGUGCAGAGAUCAUCUUUCUGCUCCGCACACUUCGCCCGAGCAGAGAAAGUUGUGGACGGAACGGCUCGGUGAAGUGUCGAUCCGGGUCGUGAAUGCCCUGAUUGAAAUGGGAGACAUCGAUUGCGCCGUGAGAACGCUUGAAAGUAUGAAGCCUGAAUCCGAUGAUCAUCUGCCACUCUGGACAUCUAGAAUGAGCCUGUUGAGAAUCAAGAUGGGUGACGUCGCCGGAGCCAAGCGGUUCAUUGAAUCCGGAAACCUAGGUUCCCAGGAGAAGCUUGUCCUUGGAUCCCUUCUUGACAUUGCUGAGGGUCGAUAUGACAAUGCCGUGAAGAGCCUAUCUGAAAAAGGGGCAAGCGUUGAUUCGGACUUGGUUGCGCUCGUGGAACAGAAUCUCGCCGUUGCAUAUCUAUAUCGAGGCGAGGUUCAGAAGUCCAGGGAGAUUCUAGAGAAGCUCGUCAAACACGGACAUUCUUUCCAGACCUUGACAGUCAAUCUCGCAACUAUCUACGAUUUGACUUCGGACCGAUCGCGCGAAUUAAAGGCCUCAAUGGUCUCGCAAAUCGCUGGUCGACCGAGAGAACCCGGCCGUAUACGCGCGUUCGUGAAUGCCGACUUCAAGCUCUGA